AUGCCAAUUUUGAAAUCUAAUCCGCGCUCAUACCAAACGUAUCUCCGCCGUCCAUCAAGAACUCGCGAUAUCGCAAUCUCACUCAGUCCGUCUCCCAUAUUAUCCCUGUCCAGAAAUUUCAUCCUUUCUCGAGAACUCAGCGGAUCGAACGAUCAAUGGCGGCAAUUUUCUGAACCGAAGAAAAGGGGGGGAAAUGACGACGAUUGAGAAGCUGUUCGUGCAAAUCUUCGAGAGGAAGAAGAGGAUAAUCGAGCAAGUCAAGCAACAGAUCGAUCUAUUCGACCAACACCUAGCCUCUAAAUGUAUCCUCGACGGAGUUGCUCCUCCUUCCUGGCUCUGGUCCCCUUCUUUCCCUUCCCUUUCCUCAGAUCCAAAGGAGUUGAAGAAAGAGGAGCUUAUACCAGGACUCUUACUUCCACGUCCUCAACCUGCAAACCCGUACUUCAGUACUCGCGACUCUUUAUACCAGAAGCCCAUUGUUGCUGCUGGUAACAAAGGGCUACCAAAUGCUUCAUGCACUGAAGUUCAUGCUUCGAACCAUGGCACUAAUGCAGGUGAUGGGAUGACUGUUUUGCCUCCAUUUCCUACUGGUGAUACUCAAUGUAACUUCACUGGUGUUCCUGAGCCAGAUUCUAGUGUUACAUCUCCGCAAUAUUGUGUAGAUGCAAGAAUAUCAGACAAUUGCCCUGAUCACACUCAAUCAUUAGUGAAGAUUCAAAGAUCAAAGUCCAGGCAAAGGGCUCUAGAGCUUCGCAACAGCGCCAAAGUAACUAAAUCACAUUCAUGUGAUAAUGCUAUUGUUUUUACUAGUCAAGGUAUUGGGUCUGGGAUUAAUUCCCUACAGUUUGAUCAUGUUGCUGAAUUAGAGUUGGUUAAACCUGUUGAUACAAGUACUGAAGGCUGUGAAGAAGAAGAAGCAGAAAUAGGUGAAUGUGGGGGCAAGGAUAGUGGUAUAGGUAUUAGAUUUCAAAGUUCUAGCCCAAAAAUCACCUCUGUGAAUGAGCCUGUGAAUGAUGGCAACUCUUCUCAUUUUGCCAAGGAUGAUGGCCUCAAAAAUUCUAUGAAUGAAUUAACACAAAAACCUAACCAUGUCAAUGCAUUAUCAGAAUUGGUCAAUCCUUCUGUUCCUGCCAAGGCAAAUUAUAUGGCGGAAGAAGCAAAUGAGGUUGAUUGCUGGGGUAACGAUAUGAAUAAUGCUGUUUUCUUUGAUAGAAUUACAGGAUCUAGGAGUUCUAUCUCCCAAGCCAGUUCCUCAAAGCAGCCAUUAGAAGUAGAUAUCUCAUCUUGUGUAGCUGAGGAAGAUGGUGGACAUAUGGAGUCUGUUGACAAAUCAGCAAAGCAGCCUAAUUCUGUUGGUGAGUUGUUGAAAUUGGUCAAGCCUUCAUAUGGAAUCUCUAAUGAAAGUUAUGGAUCAAGGAAAGCAAAAUCAAGGGAUAGAUUGAUCAAGAAAACUGGAAGUAACAUUUUUGUGCGGAAAAUAACAAGAUCUAGAAGUUCUAGCCAACAACCUAAUUGUGUGAAUGAAUGCUUGGAGAUGGAUAACUCUUGUGGUAAUGGCAAGGAAGCUAGUGUUAGCGAAACAAAGCAGCUAUUCAGCUGUGAUGAUGCCUCAAGGGAUUUGGUCAAGCCUUUAGGUAUCACUUACGAAAGUCCUAGGUUGAAAGCAAAAGUGCUGAACUUCCAGAAUGUUGAUGCAUCAAAUGAUGCUUAUUGCUUUAGAUUAACAAGCUCUUCUUCUACUGAGAAACCAUAUAAUACUACUGAGUUCCCUAAAGUGGAUCUUUCUUCUGAUGUUAUAAAAGAUGGUGAUGGUAGACUUGCACAAUCUUUUGGCAAAUCUUCAAGGCUACCUCAACAAUCAAGCUUUGUUGAAGGAGAAGGAGUUAAUCUUCAGGUUCUGUCCGGUUCCCAACCAAAUGUCCUGCAUUGUACUAAAAGAAUUCUAGCUGAAACUGAUAUAGGUUAUGAUGGGCUAGUUGUGGCUUGUUCUGUUUCUCCUGAAUCUAACUCAGAUGGCCGUAGAUGUGGAGUUGAAGAUUUAGAAUUGAGGCCACCUAGUGAAUGUGAUAUGCCUAUCAAGCCCAAGCAACUUAAUUUUGAUGAUGUGGAAGAAAGCAAUUUCCUUGAAACUUUUGAUUGUGCAUUAGGGAAUAAACAAGAAGGUACACCAGAGAAACAUCUUUCUACCAUGCUACAUUCUGUGGAUCUAUUGGAUAAAGUAACAUCUACUAGCUGCCAAGACAAGCCUAACCCAUCUAUUGAGAUGCCAUUGUUGGAAGGGCAGGAAUUUUCUAGCAAAGAAAAACCUUGGAAGGUUUCAUUUGAAGCUCAUAAGGAGGAUGGUGCUGUUUUGUCAGAUGAAAGUACUGUUAACCUUAUGCAGCAGAAGAUGGACCCAUUCAUUUUCCAAAAUCAAAAUGCAGAUUCCCACUUCAUGGGUUCGUGGCCUCAGCAUAAGCGAAUAAAGAUAGAGGGUCAACUUAAUAAUGCCCUUUCUGCUUCUCCAAGCUUGAAGAUAGGAGAUGUAGUGCAAUCAGAUGUUGGAAAGGGUCCACUUAAUGACAUGCAUCGGAAUGUGGAACACCCAAAGAUAGAGGAAUAUGAAGUGUCUUCAUCAAAGCUACAAGCAGAAGAGAUUGAAAUCAUCUUGGAAGGGAGGGGUAGAACUUCAAGCACUGCAUUUAAUUUGAUGCUCGAACAAGUAGCACCUUCAGUAUCAAGUUUGAAAAAGUUGGCAGGUGAAGAGGUGGCAGGGCAGCACACUGCAGAAGAGAAUGUUUUAUUUCAACUUAAAGAUAAGUUAGAUGUAGGAGUUGAUGAAACUUUGACUUAUACUGACGACAUCAUGCUGGAAAAGAAAGAUCAUCUGGACUGGAAUGACAACUUGUCAUAUCGUUCGUCUGGUUCUCAUUGUCAAUCAGUGUUUUGUACUGAUCAAAACAUGCCCGAAUUUGAGGGUUUUGUUAUGGAAACAGAUUAUGAGCAGCCAUGCGCCUCCAAGGAGGGAAUCAACUUUGACAAGUUGGACCUUCCACCAACUGGACUAGGGUGUGUGAGUGUUCUAGAGCAGGUUUGCAAGUCCACUUGUCUGCAUACACCACUUCCUGAUUUUUCUGCUGCAUAUAAAUUACAAAAAGAACUAAAUUUAUAUCAUUCCAUCCCUAAUGGACUUUUAGAGGGCAUUGAACUGAGGAGCACCCUUUAUAUGAGUGGUGACAGGAAUGAGCAACUUGGUAGCAGUUUCAGUUGCUUGAACCAAGAAGUCAACCAUGCACUUCAUGGCAGAUCCCAUUCUGUCUCUCUGCCUUUUUCCAAUGCUCAAUCUGCCUGGGAUAUUAGGAAACCUUGUCUCUCUCCAGUUGGGAAGCUUUGGGAUGGAAUCCCACCAAAGUCUAGCAGUUCUGGGAAGCGAGUGAGCUCAAUUCCAGAGCUUCCCUGCAUCAAUGAAGAAAUUGAGAAUACAGAUAGCGGAGCUGAUACAUUUCUAGAAGGCAUUGUUCCAGAAGUGAUGAUUAGCUCAGUCAAAAGAGAGCCACUUUGUGACAUCACAAAAAAUUCAAUUCCUCUAAUGUCAGUUAGUGAAGCAGAGGUAAAUGAUGAUAGGCAUAGUCUUGCAUCUUUGAAUACAGAAAUCAGCUUCAGUGGCACUUGUGGCAGGGCCAAACCAAAGUUGGGAAACCAGAAUAAAAGUAGAAGAAGAUUUGCUAGCAAGGACAAGGAAAAUCAGAAUUUACCACUUGAAGGAGAUGGUCUAAAAAAAGGCAAUGGAUCACUUCGUGGAAGAUAUAGUAAGCCUAAAUUAUCUGGAAAAACUGGUUCGAUAAAAAGAGGUCUGUCAGAGAAGGAGUCUAAGCGUAACAAUAUUGUGUCAAAUAUUACUUCCUUUAUUCCACUUGUGCAACAAAAACAAGCUGCUGCAGUCAUUACUGGAAAGAGAGACAUUAAAGUGAAAGCCUUGGAGGCUGCUGAGGCUGCAAAGCGUCUUGCUGAAAAGAAGGAGAAUGAACGGAAGAUGAGGAAGGAAGCCAUGAAGAUUGAGCGAGCAAGGAUGGAAGAACAAAAUUUAAGGCAGUUGGAGCUAGAGAAAAAAAAGAAAGAAGAACAGAAGAAAAAAGAGGCUGAUAUGGCAGCAAAGAAAAGAAAAAGGGAAGAAGAAGAAAGGAAGGAGAGAGAAAGAAAAAGAAAGCGUGUUGAGGACGGAAAGAGACACCAGCUGGAGCACCAGAAAAAGUUGCACGUGUUGAAAGUACAAAAAGAAGAUGAAAGAGCACAUGAGAGGAAGGAAUCUAAGGACAGAUUAGGAAUACAUGAGCAGAUUGAAAAAACAGAGGGAGGCCACAAUCUUCAGACAGUGCCUGACACUGAACCUACAAUUUCCAAGGUUUCAACAAUUGACACCAUAAAUGCAAGCAUCAUUCCUGAAGAUUCUGAGGCUUUGAGUCAUUGUGGAGAUAACUCAAAGGUAAUAGGCUACUUUUGCAAGGAUAGUGACAGCUUAAUUUCCAAUUUAAGUCGAGAACAAUCAUAUGAGAUUUCUCCAUAUAAAGGUUCAGAUGAUGAAGACGAAGAGGAAGAUGACAAUACACCAAACAGUAAAUUUAUUCCCGCAUGGGCCAGUAAAAGUCACGUGGCUCGGGUUGUUUCAUCCGAGCAAAGAUAUCCAGAAUCAAUUUUUCCCCCCGAAAGUUUUUGUAGCAUCUCUGAAGUUCUCUUGCCUAGAAAGCUUCAGCUAAAAUAAUGGGAAUGGCGAUAAAGUUUGGCGACAUUAUAUGCAUAAUCUUGUCUCUUCAGUAAUUGGUUCUAGAGCAUUUGUGUUCACAAAAAGAUUUUGAAAGACCAUUCUACAGGAAAUUCAGGAGCGGGUGAUUACCUUUUAGCACAUUUUAUAACUGAAGAUUGUAAAUUUAUAAUAAUGUACAUACUUGUCAUGUAGAUUAGAUCCUUAGCUAAGUUAGCGUACUUGAACAAACUUUCUAGUCAGUGACCUACUGAUGCGCUUUUGAUUUGUUAACUAGCUGAGGCAACUUCGUUAA
Messenger RNA from Hevea brasiliensis (rubber tree), 5033 nucleotides. RefSeq lists its product as uncharacterized. The record is from RefSeq and is a predicted model, not a curated record. Bases 194 to 4738 code for a protein of 1514 amino acids. NCBI's taxonomy places the organism in Eukaryota, Viridiplantae, Streptophyta, Magnoliopsida, Malpighiales, Euphorbiaceae. The transcript is spliced from 10 exons.